Caenorhabditis elegans is the source of this 1763-nucleotide messenger RNA. It is a transcript of the gene ntp-1, whose product is annotated as Nucleoside-triphosphatase ntp-1. The transcript is spliced from 7 exons. Gene Ontology annotation, molecular function: hydrolase activity; ribonucleoside triphosphate phosphatase activity. The record is from RefSeq and is marked reviewed. Lineage: Eukaryota; Metazoa; Nematoda; Chromadorea; Rhabditida; Rhabditidae. Bases 57 to 1688 code for a protein of 543 amino acids. Gene Ontology annotation, cellular component: Golgi membrane.
AUUCCAUCAAAAAUCCCUAUUUCUGACGUUUUUCCCAUUCCGACGAAAGAAGCGGCAUGAGAUGGCGGUACACGAUAAGGGACCAGUCGCCGUUUGAAGAAAGCAGCAACUGCCAUCGAUUGACUUCUUCAGAAACAGCUAAUACUUUCAGGUGGCCGAUGCGCACUUACAAUGUGUACGGCUUCCUGCUCACAUGUACAUGCCUUCUUUUAAUACUUACAAUUAUUCCGAUGUCUGGAGGAAGUUCUGAAAGAGUUCAGAGAUCGGUGAGAAGUGUCGUGGAGACGAAGAAUAAUAUUAAGUAUGGUGUGAUAUGUGAUGCUGGGUCAAGUGGCACACGUUUAUUUGUGUACACUUUAAAACCAUUGAGUGGAGGACUAACUAAUAUUGACACAUUGAUACAUGAAUCCGAGCCUGUUGUUAAGAAAGUUACUCCUGGAUUGAGCAGUUUCGGUGAUAAACCUGAACAGGUUGUAGAAUACUUGACUCCAUUACUUCGAUUCGCUGAGGAGCAUAUUCCAUAUGAGCAACUUGGUGAAACAGAUCUUUUGAUUUUUGCAACCGCUGGAAUGAGACUCCUUCCAGAAGCACAAAAAGAUGCGAUUAUCAAAAAUUUGCAAAAUGGCUUGAAAAGUGUCACUGCUUUAAGAGUUAGUGACUCAAAUAUACGGAUUAUUGAUGGUGCUUGGGAAGGUAUAUAUAGUUGGAUUGCAGUCAAUUAUAUUCUUGGCAGAUUUGAUAAAGAGAAUGAUUCAAAAGUUGGAAUGAUUGAUAUGGGCGGUGCAAGCGUUCAAAUAGCAUUUGAAAUUGCAAAUGAAAAGGAAUCGUACAACGGCGGAAAUGUGUAUGAGAUCAAUUUAGGAUCGAUUGAAACCAAUGAGGACUACAAGUAUAAGAUUUAUUCUACCACAUUCCUUGGUUAUGGAGCAAAUGAAGGCCUGAAAAAGUAUGAAAAUUCGCUUGUUAAAUCUGGAAAUUCAAAUGAUUCGUGCUCUCCCAGAGGUCUUAACAGGUUAAUUGGAGAGUUCACAGUUAAUGGUACCGGAGAAUGGGACGUUUGUCUUGCACAAGUAUCAUCUUUAAUCGGUGAUAAAGCUCAACCUUCUUGUCCAAACCCAACAUGUUUCCUACGUAACGUGAUUGCUCCAUCAGUUAACCUAUCAACUGUUCAAUUGUAUGGCUUCUCAGAAUACUGGUAUACGACAAGCAAUUUCGGAUCUGGUGGCGAAUAUCAUUAUCAAAAAUUUACGGACGAAGUUCGAAAAUACUGCCAAAAAGAUUGGAAUGAUAUUCAAGAUGGAUUCAAAAGAAAUGAAUUUCCCAACGCUGACAUUGAACGACUUGGAACAAACUGUUUCAAAGCUGCUUGGGUGACCAGUGUACUUCAUGACGGUUUUAAUGUGGAUAAAACCAAGCAUUUGUUUCAGAGUGUUCUGAAAAUAGCCGGUGAAGAAAUGCAAUGGGCUCUAGGAGCAAUGCUUUAUCACUCAAAGGAUCUCAAAUUCAACCUACUAGAACAACUUGAAGUUGCGCAAUCUACCCAACAAAUAUCAAAUUUCUUCUCAUUUUUUGUCAUUCUUAUCAUUGUACUGGCAGUUGCUUUAUAUCGCCAACUUCAAUCUGAAUCUACGUACAAAAAAUAUAAUUUUCUGCGAACCGAUUCUAAACCGGAUUUUCUAAAUGUGUAGAGCAUGAUUUAACUUAUAACAAUUAUAAUUUAUCAUUAUUUUCAUGUCAAAUGCAAUAAAAAGGUGUGACUGGUC